This is a messenger RNA of Loa loa (African eye worm), 1592 nucleotides long. RefSeq lists its product as hypothetical. Gene Ontology annotation, cellular component: Ndc80 complex; kinetochore. The transcript has 10 exons. Bases 1 to 1467 code for a protein of 488 amino acids. The record is from RefSeq and is a predicted model, not a curated record. Lineage: Eukaryota; Metazoa; Nematoda; Chromadorea; Rhabditida; Onchocercidae.
AUGGCUCAACGUCCUAUGUCAUCAUUGCCUGGUCCUUUCGAUUUGAUGAUGCCAAAAACUCUUGAUGUAAAUACGAUAACUGAAGCAUUAAAUCGAAUGUUUCCCUCACUUCAGCUUAUCCCUGCUGAUAUUCAGAAACCAACGGCUGAAUUAGUGCAUACUAUAUAUCAGUAUAUCACCCAGUACAUCAUGGAUAUUCCGGAUGCUCUAUAUACAACACCACCAUUUACAUUUAACAAUGAUAAGGAUAUGGAUUUAUACACUCAGGCAUAUCCGAAAUUAGUCAUCUUUAAAGCUCUGUCUGCUAUUGUGGAAGAUAUUUCAUCAAAUGAAAUCCAGUUCAGCUAUCUCGAUUUGAUCGCUCCAGAACCAGGACCAACACGGAUUCUUCUUUCAACCCUAAUCAAUUUCAUUGAAUUCACAACAAAUGCUGUUGCGAAAGCGCAUGAUAUAUUCAGCAGUGUUGAUAGUCGUAAAAGUGAGCUAGAAUCCAAAGGACGUGAUGUUAUUGAUCUUAGGAAUGAAGUACAACGUUUGCGUAACGAUGCAACUAACCGAAAACAUUUGGAAAAUGAGUUCCGUGAAAAAAUGGAAAUCCUAGAGCGUAAUAUAAAAGAUACAUAUGUUCAAACAGAAGCAAUCCAGAUGGAGCUAAAAGCAGUUUGCGAAGUUAAUAUCGAGACGGAAAAGAAACUGGAGGAAGCCCAAAGUGAAAUUAAACGCCUAACAUUUCAAAUUGAUGUUAUUGAUCGUGAUAUUGUCAAUUCACCUGACCGUUUGAACGCUGAUUUAAAUGAAUUAACGAAGUAUUUUGAAAAUAUUCAGAAGGAAAUUUCUACAGAAAGUCGUAAGAAAUGGGAAUACAAGGAAAAGCAAAAGGUUACAACGAUGAUUGCUCGAUCUAUAGAACAUUUUAUGGAGAUUUUGAAUAAAUUGCGUGAGCGUCAGAAAGAAGGUGCAGUAAUCGAAGAAGCUGUAGCCGUUGCGGAGGAGCAGCGUAAUGAAGCGGAAGAAGGUUACACGAAUAUAGAAGAGAAAUUGACGAAAGAGGUAAAUAAAUUGCAUACGAUGGAAAAAGAAUUCGAAAAGGAAGAAUCACUUCACGAGAAAUCACUAAAAGAUAAUAACGAACAUUUGGCGACAUUAAAUGCACAAGUGAAGGAUCUUCGUCGGCGGAUGCAAGAUUUUGAUAAAGAGAAUGUGGAAGUGCAACGAGAAAUCGGGAAAGUAAAGAAUGAAAUUGCAGCAUUGAAUCGAACAACAAAUGGAGAAAUUCGAAAUUUGGCUAUGCGUCUUAGCGAAAUCCUUAAUAAAUAUGAGGAAACUGUGAAGCUGUAUGAAGAAGAUUACAAAAGAAUGGAUAAUUUAAGCAGUAACCUGAUCACCAUGCUAAAUGGGUCCGAUGGUGACACCACCUUCGAUACAUCGCUAUCAAGCAGUAUGUUGAGUGAACGAAAUAUAAGUUAGAGACGACAAAAAUCAAGGAAAGGAAACCAGAAUAAUAUCCUUAACUCAAUUUAUCAAAUAUUUAGAAUUUUCCUCUUAAGAAUUAGCCCUAUGAUUUGUGUUAAAAUAAUUGCAGUAAACCCAGG